This is a messenger RNA of Etheostoma cragini (Arkansas darter), 2478 nucleotides long. RefSeq names its product zinc finger and BTB domain-containing protein 18. The record is from RefSeq and is a predicted model, not a curated record. The transcript is spliced from 4 exons. Gene Ontology annotation, biological process: regulation of transcription by RNA polymerase II. Bases 553 to 2199 code for a protein of 548 amino acids. Lineage: Eukaryota; Metazoa; Chordata; Actinopteri; Perciformes; Percidae. Gene Ontology annotation, molecular function: RNA polymerase II cis-regulatory region sequence-specific DNA binding; DNA-binding transcription factor activity, RNA polymerase II-specific.
GCGUUGUGGACGACGUCACGAGCAAAAACAAGGACCACCACAACAUGGAUGUAGCUAAUAUAUCAACAAGCGAUUGUUGAAAAGCUAGCUCGCCUUUGCUUAAACUAAACAGUCGUUACUCUUGGAAUCCAUUAAUAAAUGGUUAAAUAGAUCAUUAACACGUUAGGCUCGACUAUGGUUUAUAUAAUUCGUAGAGACGUACGGGUUGUUGACGGUUUGACGCCGUUAACGUCAGUUAGCAUAACGUUACGAAUGCUACCUUAGCUAAAGCUGAAGAGUCCCAGUAAAUGACAUUUUAAAUUAACAAGGCAUUUCGUGAAAAGAUCGUUGGGCAUCAUUAGUCCAGCUUUUUAACGUUUAUAGUUUUAUGAAUAUCCAUAAAUUAAAGUAUUAGCUACUCAUUAUCUGAAACACCCACAACAACAAGUGGAUGUAUAGUUGGAUAGACUGCUCAACGUCUAUGGUGUACACAGCCUUAACAGCCUGUGAUAGCAUUUCACAAGACUAGCUAACGCUAAACAUAAAGUCCUCUAAAGACACCGACAGUCUAUCAUGUCGGACCUGGACACCCUCGUGGUAACGUUCCAGACCCAGCUCUUGGAUGUGAUGGAGACUGUGGUGAAGACAGCCAUGUACGAGGUCACCAGGUUAGUGGAGGAUGGCUUGUUGGAGGAGGUGCAGCGCAGGAACCGGGAGGUGGAGUCCCUGAGGAUGCAGCUGCAACGGGCCGAGAGGAAAUUAAGUGACCAAGGGGGGAAAGAAGGAGGGAAAACUGGCAGGUGUGUCCACUGUGCCAAGGAUGAUGUGGAACUGUCCACUCACAGUGCAAAAGAAAGGCCCACUGAACAGCAGGAUGACAUUUUGGGGGGCUGUGGUGUGAAAGAAGAGGGUGACUAUGUGGAAAGGUGGACAAUAAGCCGUACGCAGGAUGUCAUACCAGAGUCAACACAGGGAGCAGACAAUGCUGCAUCCACUCUCAGCCUGGAGAGGAAGUCACAGACAACAGAAGACAAUGUGUUGCCAGCGGAUGUGGAUGGGAAGGAAGAAAAACUGAAUAAGCCGUCUUGUUCUUUUGUCCAUAGCAGCGGUCCCCUUGAGGGUGAAGCAGGACCUGAAUCCCACAGUGAUACUGAGAAGACUGAGGCACAACUAAAACAGACUCAGGAGAACAGUGAAGAAUUAUUGAGGGGUGUUUUUAAGCAAGACCCACAGAUCUCUGCUGCGUAUGUCUUUCCUGAAGACCAGGAGGAAACAUACGUGGCUACAGAUCCAUCGAUGGAGGUGGACAGCUGUUGGCCUCUAACGCAAACAGAACACGAGCGCUCAAACUCUGUCACAGCAGCCGUUCACGUUCCGGCUAUCCCAGGGAGGGAUCAGCUUCUAUCCUCAGCGUCCCCGAAGGCAAGACCGGCAAACGGCGAUGCGUCGGGCGUGACCAUCAAGCGGGAGGUUAUCGUUGAUUCUGAUGAUUGUGUGGAAAGCGAGCCUCAAGAAGAGAAAACAACAAAGUCUGGGAUGGCGUCUUUCUCAUGCUCAGUAAAACAGUGCAGAGUGAGUUCAGAAACACUCAGGCAGAACCACAUUUCCCACAAAGCCACGGCGCACGAGGUUAUGAAGCUGCAUUCCAAAGUGGGCACAGAUGUCAGACUGCAAUCCGCCAUGCAGCACCUCAACAGGCCGAUGAAAAAGGACAGUAGCGCCGCGGCGCCGCCCGUAGCUCGCUCUCAGGGUAUUAACUUAAAUCCCCUCAACAGAACGCCCUCCACAUCUAAAGCCGCUGCUCCCCCACACUCAGCCCAGCGAGUUCAGCCGGGCGAUAAACAAGCCGCAGUGCAUAACCGGACCAAUGCCCCGUGGAUCAGCAUCAAGACCCAUCAGUCGGCAAACUCCCACCCCACCAACCCCUCACCCCAUUCGGACUCUCACCCCCACGCCAGCCCCAGGCACCUCCUGCGCUGUGGCCAAUGCGGGAAGUGCUUCCCCCACCCCAGCAACCUGAAGGCCCACUUGCAGACUCACACAGGCGAGAGGCCUUUCUGCUGCUCGCUCUGCGGCCGCAGCUUCACCAAGCUGAGCAACCUCAAGGCCCACCGGCGGGUCCACACCGGAGAGAGGCCGUACUGCUGCUCGGCGUGCGGCAAACGCUUCACCCAGAAAUGUAACCUGAAGCGCCACCAGAGGAUCCAUCUGGAUGUAUGACGAUGGACAGCCAGAGAUUAAAAGACAACUCUUUUGUGUUUUAGGCUAUAUUUACACUGCUACGUUUCAGUUUCUAAAAGCGAUCUCUGCGGUAACAAGUGUUUUUAACUCCAGUAAAAGAACACAUCUCCAGUUAAACUAACCCAAACAGUAGGGCUGCACGAUUAUGGCCAUAAUGAUAAUCACGAUUAUUUUGAUCAAUACUGAGAUCACGAUUAAUUAUCUCGAUUAUUUGUUGAUUUUAACCAACACAAAUUUUAUAGUCACACAGGCUAUUUA